This is a messenger RNA of Polyodon spathula (Mississippi paddlefish), 2377 nucleotides long. Its product is annotated as bcl-2-like protein 13. The transcript is spliced from 7 exons. Gene Ontology annotation, cellular component: mitochondrion. Lineage: Eukaryota; Metazoa; Chordata; Actinopteri; Acipenseriformes; Polyodontidae. Gene Ontology annotation, biological process: apoptotic process; regulation of apoptotic process. Bases 287 to 1801 code for a protein of 504 amino acids. The record is from RefSeq and is a predicted model, not a curated record.
AGUUAAAAAACAAACAAACAAAAAAAGGACAUACAACUGCGUUUUCAAUUCAUGUAAUAACAUAAUCGAAAAUGUGCCUUUGACCCUUCCAUAGUGUUGCUGUUUGUUGUGUAUUUCUGCUUCCAUGAUGGCUGCUCUGCCUCUAAAUUUGGAACUUGAGAGUUUAGAAUAGAGGAGACACAGACAUAUAAGCGUGACCCACAGAGCGCUGAUACACACAGUCUGAAGCUGUAAGGACACUGAGACUGAGUGACCAGGCUGUGUCUGUGUGAACACUUCUUCUUCGAUGGCUUCUGCUGCCCCCUCUGCUACUGUUCCAGAAGGGUUUCAUUAUGAAACGAAGUACGUCGUUCUCAAUUACCUUGGCCUCAUUGCACAGGACAGGCCGGGUGCUGCAGUAGAAGGCGCACAGGCAGAGACACCCCUGGAGAAGGAGGUCGCUGCAAAAGUCAAAGCGGAGAUUGAAGAGGAGCUGAAGCUUCUUGAAGAGGAGAUUUUGAAAGCCUUCACAAGCACAGGGUUUGACUGCCACACGUCUCCAGUUUUCAGCCCUGCCAACCCGGAAAGCUCAAUAGAGGACUGCCUGGCACACCUGGGGGACAGAGUAUCUGAGGAGCUUGCAACACAUUUACACACUGCCAUGCAGAGCCUGCUCAGCUCACCCCUGGACUACAAACACUACAAAGAAGCAGUUCAGCAAGCCACAUCUCAUUCCCAAGGAUGGAGUACGGUGUUGGUUCCUCUGGUGCUCCUACAGCGGCUGCUGAAAGAGCGGACGAGGCAGGGCCAGCAGCCCCUCGGCCCCCUGCUGCAGCUGGGAGUCCAGUAUCUGGAGGAGGCUGCAGCCGAUUACAUCAUCCAGCAGGGCGGCUGGGGCACAGUUUUCAGUCUGGAGGAAGAGGAGGACCAAGGGAUCAUUGUCGAGGACAGCAACGACAUCUACAUCCUGACUAGCGAUAACUCUGGCCAGGUGAGCUCUCCCGAGUCGCUCGCAGUCCUGAGCUCCUGGCGGUCUGACAGCCUGCCCGUGUCCCUUUCAGUGAGCCAGAGCUGGCAGACAGAGAGCCUGCCAGUCUCCCUUGGACCAGAGUCCUGGGCACAGGUAACCAUGGACCCAGAAGACCUCAAGAGCCUUGACAGCAACGAGGGAGGGGAGGACAGGAGCGAGAAUAACUCCUCCAACUCGGACAUAGUUCACGUGGAGAAGGAGGAGAUUGCAGAGGAAGAAGGGGCUAUAUCGGUGGCUGAAGUCCUGGAAAUCCAGGAGGCCCAAGAGUUAGUUUUGAAGGCUCAACUUCAGGAGGAGCCACCGUUGACCCCACCAGCACUGCUGGAAUCCACUGCUCUGCCUGAGCAGACUGAUCUAUCACCACCGGCUGCUGCUGCUACCGUCGUCUUCCCUCAAAAGGAGACACCAAGCAGUGUGCCAGAGCCUGCACCCGUACAGCAACCUGCAGCAGCUGAAACUGCACCGAAAAUAGCAGAAGAACCACCCAAGCCUCCUGCAAUCGUGGAACCUGUAACGGAGCCAGCCAAACCGGCUGCGCAGGCUGAGGAGCUAAGAAUAAAAGAGGUGGUGGUAGAUAUUUUGAAAGAGAGCCCAAAAGUGGUGCCAAAAGCCCAGAAGGAAGCAGAAAAUGUGCCCUUGGCUCCAGAGGAGAAGCUAGAAACGGUGCCACCAGAAGGGGAGAAGGACAUCUCUUUGGCAGACGACAAUGCAUUCCUGUACUACGGGGGUACAGCUGCCAUAGCAGUGGUGGCGCUGGUUGUUGUCGUAGCGCUGGUUCUGAGGAAAAAAUAGUUUAGGAUUUCUAAACCACGACAGGCUGCCCACCAUUUCUAGGCUUAAAUUUGAAAAGUUAGUAUUAGGAUGUUAUUGCUACCAGUCUAUGUAUUAAAUUUAAAUUAAGGGUUUCUAUUUUUUUUCCCCCUAUUUUUCAAUAUUACUGUCUGUGCAGCGAUGCAUUGAUUAUGAUAUGAUGGUUUUUACUUGUAUUGUAAUUCUAAAGCAUUUUAACAGGGUAUUCAAGCCCUGUUGUCUUGAGGGAAUGGAGAUAGUGAAAGUUUCGGGGGCACGUUUGCCUGAGACACUGGGUUCAGUAACCCUGCCCUGUUUUUCAACAAGCUGUUUUUUUAGUGUCCAAGGUAAAACUAUAAAUAAGUCCAGUACAGUGAAGAAGGCACUAGCCAUAACGUUUCUCUGCUUGACUUAUUAGUUUUACCUUAGAAUUGUAACUUAAGUGUUUUGAAGUUCAUAUCUAACCUCCUGAUUUUUGUCCAUUGCCUGUUGUGUAUGAUCCUUUAUAUGUAAAUGAUCACAACAUAGAUCUGCUGAAAUGGAUAAAAAAAAAUAAAAAAAAAGAUAUCCCAAACCCUU